AUGCCGCGGGUUGGUAUGCGAACGCAGCGGGACAUCGACUUUGACCCUUCUGAUAUGGUUGUCGAUGAUCUGAAGAAGGAAUGCCGCCUGCGUCACCUCCCUACAUCUGGCACCAAGACCGUGCUUGUUGAGCGCCUUCGCGAUGCCAUCGGCAAGGAUCCCUCUCUCCCAGCACACCGCCUCACGUCAUCAUCACGCCGCAAGAAGCGCAUCUCCAACAAGCGCGAGCCCCAACGUGAGGACUUUGCGACGGAGGACGAAUACAUGCAGGCGUGGAACCGUUGGCGGGAAAUCCGCGACCACAACAACGUCUCCGCCCUGCAAGCGCCGGAGAGCGUGUCUGCGGCGAAUCGACAGCGGCUGGCGCAGCUGCUGGCGCGAUUGGGCCCAAACCCACUUGCUGCCGGGCCCUCGGAUGCAGCAGCCUUCAUGGACGCAAAUCCAGCCAAGCGCCCAAAGUGAACGCACACACGCGUGCGUGGUUUGGACUGUGAUAAUGGCGUGAUGGCAUGACGAUGCGAUGAGAAUGCCAGCUGACGGAUGUAUGGAUGUUCGUAACUCAUCUAAGCAGAAUUGUGCGUGUUUGUGUCUGUGCUUUUUUGGUUUUCUUCGCCGCUGUCGGUAUUGGUGGAGUGCAAAUCCCUCGUGUUAUAACAUGGCGCGUGGGUCAUGGACGACCCUGCUCCCUUCUUCAUUGUCUCGCCCCUUUCCCUCUUCUCUUCACUUUCCGUCAUUUCUGUGUCUUGAGACGACACUUCUGCUGCACUCGUUGCGUUUGUCGUGUUGGCUGGCGAGGAAGCGCGGGCCGGUUACUGUUUACUGUUUGUCUGUACACACGAUGCCGUGGUUCCCUUAUGCCUUUGUUGUUGUUGUUGUCGUUGUUGUUGUUGUUGUUGUUGUUGUU
Molecule: messenger RNA, 904 nt
Organism: Salpingoeca rosetta
Lineage: Eukaryota; Choanoflagellata; Craspedida; Salpingoecidae
Exons: 3
Coding region: 1-462 (153 amino acids)
Source: RefSeq, a predicted model, not a curated record